Beauveria bassiana ARSEF 2860 is the source of this 1278-nucleotide messenger RNA. RefSeq names its product adenylosuccinate synthetase. Gene Ontology annotation, cellular component: cytoplasm. NCBI's taxonomy places the organism in Eukaryota, Fungi, Ascomycota, Sordariomycetes, Hypocreales, Cordycipitaceae. Bases 1 to 1278 code for a protein of 425 amino acids. The record is from RefSeq and is a predicted model, not a curated record. Gene Ontology annotation, biological process: 'de novo' AMP biosynthetic process; IMP metabolic process. The transcript is spliced from 5 exons. Gene Ontology annotation, molecular function: GTP binding; adenylosuccinate synthase activity.
AUGAGUACCACAAUCAUUAUUGGGACCCAAUGGGGCGAUGAAGGCAAGGGAAAGCUUACCGACAUCUUCUGCUCCAAGGCCGAUGUCGUUGCUCGUGCGGCUGGCGGACAUAAUGCAGGUCACGUCGUACAAGCCAAUGGCAUCUACCACAAUUUCCGACUUCUUCCCUCUGGCCUCAUGGCACCCCAAUGCCAGGCGCUCAUCGGCACUGGCGUCGUCUUCCACAUCCCCACCUUUCUCCAGGAGCUCGCCGACAUCAAAGAAGAAGGGAUUGCCGACGCGAGCGAGCGUGUCUUUGUGUCGGACAGGUGCCACGUCAACUUUGAUUUGCACGCGGCCGUCGACGCCGCCCACGAGCAAGAGCUCGGCGGCAACGCCGUCGGCUCCAUGAAGCGCGGCAUCGGCCCUUGCUACAGCACCAAGGCUAUCCGAAACGGCAUACGCCUUGCAGAAAUCUUUGACGAGCAGCGGUUUGACGACAAGCUGCGACGGCUGGCUGCUGGAUACCAGAGGCGCUUUGGGACGUUUCUAAAGUACGACGUCGAGGACGAAAUUGAACGGUUCAAGGAAUACCGGGUGGCCAUGCAAAAGUAUGUCGUGGACGGUGUGCUUUUCAUGGCAAAGGCCAAGGAGAGAGGCGCCAACAUUGUCGUCGAGGGUAGCCAGGCUAUACUGCUCGAUAUCGACUAUGGCACUUACCCGUAUGUUACGAGCUCGAGUGCUGGUCUGGGUGGUGCCAUUUCUGGCCUCGGAUUGGGCAUCAGAGACAUUAGCGAAGUUAUUGGAGUUGUGAAAGCAUAUACGACACGGCUCGGCCUGGGAGGUUUCCCAACAGAGGAACACGGCGAGGUUGGAAAACACUUGCAAGAGCUGGGCGGCGAGUAUGCAGCCGUCAUAUGCCGCAAACUGAGAUGUGGAUGGCUCGACCUUGUCGCCCUGCGCUACUCUUGCAUGGUCAAUCAAUACGACAGCCUCCAGCUCAGCAAACUCGACAUUCUCAGCACGUUUGAGACAAUCAAGGUCGGAAUCGCAUAUCGAGACAGGGACACGGGCAAGGAAAUCCCCUCGUUCCCAGCAGACCACACCGUUCUCGAGCGCGUCGAGGUUGUCUACGACGAGCUGUCGGGCUGGAACACCAGCAUUGCAAAAAUGCGCGAAUGGUCUGACCUGCCCCACGAAGCGCAGGAUUACGUUCAAUAUAUCGAACGUUUCGUCGGCGUCAAGAUCAAGUGGAUCGGAACGGGACCGGAGAGGGAGGAUAUCAUCACCCGGGUUUAA